ACAUUUGUUUUAUUGAUAACACAUCGAAAAAAUUAGCAACACAGAAUUUUAAGUCAAAACAAACACAAACAUUACGACAAGCUACAUAUCUCUAGCUUCAUACUUUUUUGAGUUGUUUUACUAGUGCCAAUGUAUUUGAGAAAAUGUUCCAGGGCUGAGGAAACCUCCCGCAUCUAAGGAAAAAUCGAUUGUUAUAAAAUAGCUUGCUAUCCCUAGCUGUUAAUUUGCAAAUUAAAACUUAGUGGUGCCUAGUAAAAAAGCGCAAAAAUGAAUUUGGACUUUGGAAAAGUGUGCAGCAAGCACAUCUCUGUAUAUGAGGCCUACUACAAACAGAUUGACCCAAAAGCAACAGGGGCUAUUGAAGCUAUGACGGCUGCCAAGUUUUUAAAAAAAUCUGGUCUCAGCGAUGUGGUACUAAGCCGUAUAUGGGAUCUUUCCGACCCAAACGGCAAGGGUUUUCUGGAUAAGCCAGGAUUUUUUGUGGCUCUUAAGUUAGUGUCGCUUUCGCAGGCGGGUCAAGUGGCCAACAUGAACAACAUCUAUGUAGAUACAGCUAACCCACCAAAAGUUGGUGAAAUUCCAAAAACAAUGCCGUCGCGCAUUCAAACGGUUCCUGUACCUAGCGGAGGCAUAACGGACAGAGACUGGUCAAUUGGGGUUAUCGAUCGUUUAAAAUACGAACAGCUAUUUGAGUCCCUCAGUCCAAACAAUGGCAUGCUGCCCGGAAAUAAAGUUAAGGGUGUUUUAAUGGACUCAAAAUUGCCGAUGAAUAUUCUUGGUACCAUCUGGGACUUAGCCGAUCAGGACAAAGACGGUAACCUAGACAAACAUGAAUUUAUUGUGGCCAUGCAUCUUGUCUACCAAACACUGCAAAAGCGUACUGUUCCCAGUGUUCUGCCGCCAGAACUUCAAAAGCCCGGUGCUGUUGGGAGUCAACCGGCUAAGCCUCUCCAUUCCGCUGCUAUCAUUCCGCGUGCUGUCAGUGGUGAUGGAUUUGGGGACGACGGCUUUGUUGCCAAUUUUCCUAAAGACAUUGCACCCCCAGCGGCGAUUCCGCCUGUACCAGUGGCUAUUCCACCUAUGACACGAAUUCCUCCAGUGGGUGCCGUUAGCUCUAUGCCCCUUAUCCAGACGGAUCCACUGGUGCCCAUUGGGGCUCCACCCUCUGUAACGGCCAACGCUGACUGGGUGGUAACUCCCGCAGAGCUCAAAAAGUUCGAAGAAAUAUUUCAACAAUCGGACCUUGACAAGGAUGGUUUAGUAUCAGGUUUGGAAGUUAAGGAUAUAUUUAUUAAGUCUGGUAUUCCUCAACGCAGCCUGGCUGAUAUCUGGGCCCUUUGCGAUACCAAUCAGUCUGGAAAGCUGACUGUAGAACAGUUUGCUCUGGCAAUGUGGUUUGUUGAACGGAAGCAGCGCGGCGUGGAUCCGCCCCAUGUUCUCACUGCCAAUAUGGUGCCGCCAUCGAUGCGAUCGAUUGUGUCUGGAGUGGAUUUGCAACCUCAGGAGGUGAAGCCGACUUACACCAAUCCAGAGCUAGAGAUGAUAUCCAAUGAAAUUGAAGAGCUAGCCCGCGAACGGCGCGUCCUUGAGACAGAAAUUGCCCAAAAGGAAGCAGAUGUGCGUGUUAAAAACGGAGAAGUACGAAGUCUGCAGAGCGAAUUGGACACCUUGGCGGCCACCCUAAAGCAGCUGGAGAAUCAGCGCGGCGAGGCUCAGAAGCGGUUGGACGACCUACAAGCUCAAGUUACACGAAAUACGGCCGUGCUGGCCAGCGUAUGUCUUGAGAUAUCGGGCAUUAAUAAGCAGGUGACUAAAAUUCGUGAACAAUGCCAGAAGCAAGAAGAGACCAUCACAGAACAGGAAGGCGAACUUAACACUAAACGAUCUGAGCUCCAAAAGUUAAAGGAUGAAGAAACAUCUCUGCAAAAGGAGUACGACUUAAACAACCGCGAGCUGUCAAAGUUGACAAAACACCUGCAAAGUACCCAAUUGCAAAUUAGCUCGGUCCGUUCAAUGGUCACUUUGCUGAUGGAGACUCAGCGCCAGAUGACUGAUGCAUUGCUUAUAUGCCGAGCCGCUAUGGACAACCAAAACGCUGAACUUGUUUCCGAAUACCAACUCAAAAUCGAACCAGAUUUUGAAGAGGCUCGCCUUCUAAUGGCAAAAGAAAUUGAAAUGCCAAAAGAUGACCCUUUUGAUGAAAACAAUCGUAUGACGGCCAAGCAGGAAAACAACGGAUUUUUUAGCGAUCCCUUCUCUAGCCAAACCACUAACAAACCAGCUAUUUCAACUGGCUUUGAUGACAGCUUUAGCGCGAACUCAGGCUUUGACAGUGGAUUCGAUGCCUUUGGUCAGAGGGCAUCCGGAACUGGAUUGGUUCAACCACAGCAGCGAGAUCCUUUUGGUUCGGACGCAUUUUCCACUAAAAACGCUAUAACACCAGAGGCGGGAAAAGACGAUUUUGGCAGCGAUCCGUUUGCCGCUCUACAUGCACCCACAGGCCAGGGUCAGGUUCUUAGCCCCAACUCUGGAAAGUCUGGCCCGCCGCCCCGGCCAGAGUCCCCUAGUCCAGCACUGCCGCCGAAGAAGUCGAAGCUGCCUCCCCCAAGGCCAGCCCCACCAAGAGCAACACAGCCUGCCACCGGUUUUGGAAGCAGCGGAGGAUUUGCCGAUUUUGAAGAGUUUGACAAUAAGCUUCACAAAGCUGCUACGACCCAUCAACAACCGGCACCGCUCCUCGACAACUUUGCGCUGCUUGAAGAUUCCGGCCAGGCACAGGCGAAUGGCGCAUCCAGUCCAAAGCGAGAAAAAUCGACAGGAAAAUCUCAGCCUCCGGAAGCAUCCUUAUCUUCAGUCAUAUCAGCAGCGCCAACAUCGGUAUUUGAAACAUCUUUAACUUUGGCAGCGGAUGCAAGGGUUACACCGAUUCAGAAGGGUAAUUUUAUGAAUGUGGAUUUUUCGGAAUCCUUUGGGGCGUUUGAAACGCAGAAAAAAUCACCACUAAGUCAUAUUAAUGGACCCACCGACUUUAAAGACGAUCCCUUUAAGGACUAUCGCUACGAGGACCCUUUUAGCAUUAAGGAUCCCUUUGCCGAAGAUGAUGAACAAGGAGUUUUGCAAAAAGAUAUCGGAUUGGGACAGAAGAAUAACUUUGGCGAAGAUUUUAGUUCAGAUGAUGACCUUGGUGGCGUGUCUAAGAGCUAUGACACUAACCUAAACAACAACAACCCAACUAACCUUCAGGUGGCCACACCACCCAACAAUGAUCAGAAUAAGCAAACUGGCUCUUUCAAUUUGGACCUAGGUGCUUUGCCUCUGCAAAACACUAUUUCCUCUAACUCUGAGUUUAAUCCAAUCCGCAAGACUGCACAAUCAGCGGUGGACGAGUUUGCCGAUUUUGAUGACUUUGAAGCUUUGGCAUGUACAAAAAAUGGAGCAAGCACUAAAACGACCACGACUGAUAAAAACAUGGGACUCAACGAUUCAUUCUUUGACGCAUUUAAUGAAAAUUUUGGCCAUAGUUUGAGCUCCACCAGGGUAACGAAUGCGUCGGAGAAAAAGCUCGAGGACCCCAAAGCCAUGGACUACAAUGACUGCAAUGAGAACUGGUUUAAAGAUAAGUUGCAGACAAGCAACUCUAUUCAGUUAGGCAACCAGAAUUUCGCCAAAUUUGAAGAAUUUGAAGAGCAUAAUUUCUCGAGUGAUUUCGCCAACACGUCUUUAGGGAGCAGUGUAAACGAAAAUCAAAAUAAAAGAAAGGAAACCAAUUCUAAGGGCUCAGCUAAGGAGAAAUUUGCAGCUGACUAUUCCAAGCCAGAGUGUUUUGACGCGGAUCUAGAGCAGGCGCUUAGGAGAAGCAUGCUCGAAAACUAAAUUGUAAUAUUAGUUUUAAUGCUUUUUUCUAAAGAUUAAAAUAAAAGCUUAUUUACAUUAUAUUCUUAUAAUUCCAGCUGGUAUGACAUCUUUACUCAUAAGUAUCUAUAUGAAUAAUCACAUAAUCUUAGGCUAAGCACAUAUGAUUUAAUCUUUUCCAAAACCAAAUAAAUUAUUCAGAAAAACCGUAAA
Molecule: messenger RNA, 4065 nt
Organism: Drosophila bipectinata
Lineage: Eukaryota; Metazoa; Arthropoda; Insecta; Diptera; Drosophilidae
Product: epidermal growth factor receptor substrate 15-like 1
Biological process (GO): endocytosis; endosomal transport
Cellular component (GO): plasma membrane; clathrin coat of coated pit; cytoplasm
Molecular function (GO): calcium ion binding; cadherin binding
Source: RefSeq, a predicted model, not a curated record